UGUCGUUGUCGCUGACGAAAUUAAUUAAUUACAGGCUAGUUGUGUUGUUUAGAAGUGUAAUGAGUGAGCAUUUAAUCCCUUCCUUUUCCAUCUUUUGUAUGAACCUAUGAAACAUAUAUUUUCGAAAGACAUAAUAAAUACAACAAACUCAAUUAUUUGAGCUCUAACAUUAUGGCUGUUGUUAGAAUCAAACGACGAUUCCAAGAAGAACCUAUUGAUACCAUUCUACUAGCAUGCAAGAGAAGGAAAACUGACGAUGAUGAAAAUCUAACAACCAUUUUUAAGUUUACUGCUACAGUUGCUGAUCAGGAGGAAAAUAUUUCAAAACAUAUAUCCAAAGUUGUCGGCUUCCAAGAUGCCAAGUCUUUGCACAAAACCGCAAAUAUUUCAAACAUCACUGAAAAACUGAGGACGGAAAACAAACUUUUCUCACAAAACAGUAGACUAAAGGUUGUCAAUUGCUACCGAGCUCUUACUGAUGCCGACAGUUUGGAUGAUGCAGAAAGCAGUCUUACAAUUGUUGACAUAGAGAGCUUACCAGCCUCUGAACCUACAACUUCUACCUUGGCUGUUGAUCCAGCUACAGAUCCUCUCAAAUAUGUUUACGACAUAUAUUAUGCACCUGACUGCGACUUCGAUGACAAGUUACUAGAAAAUCCGAUCAGCUGCCAUGCUCUUGAUGACUUGGUAUUUGAGGAUUAUGCCAAGGAUUCUUGUGACAUUGAAGAAGAAUCAGACGACUCUAAUGAUGAGAACAACUGGCGCAAUGACUAUCCAGAUGAAGAUCCUGACAGCAUUGGAGAAGAUGAUAUGAAAUUGGCUUGUCAGAUGGGUGGCUUGGAUUUAAGUCAAACAAAUUCACUAUCGUCGGACGCUGGAGAGGAGGACUUGGUCUAUGGAAUGGAUGACCACGACGGGGAGUAUUUGAGUUACGACUACGCUUCCUAUAAGAAACGAGUCGCCAGAGAACUGGACUCUGACGCGAGUGAAGACAGCGACUUUUAUUACUGCGACAGCGAUCUAGAGAGUAAUAGGUCUUAGACUUCCUAAUUACUAUGUCUUAGAUACUUUACUGUAUUUACUUUUAUUGUACAUAGAAAUAAAUUAGUUUGGAAAUCUAUAAUGACAAAUUUGAUACUAUAUACAAAUUACAGUAAACUUUCAUUUAUCUUAAUCCCAUUUAUACAGACUUCAUAAACGUUUUAUGCUGCCAAACUAGUUGACAUCAUUGUAAACUGUGUUGUUUGGUUGCAUAACUAGGUAAGUUGGUAGCGAGGCACAAUCCAAAACAAAGGCAGCGAUGUUGCGGGAUUGUGUCCGGACCCCACUAAUAUUUAUCGUUGCAGUUGAUUCUUGUACUGUCCCGACUCACCCCUGGCUUUCCUUGGUAGAUUUCACACACAGCCCUGAGACCCAUGUGGACAGGUGAAUGUAG
Molecule: messenger RNA, 1435 nt
Organism: Macrosteles quadrilineatus (aster leafhopper)
Lineage: Eukaryota; Metazoa; Arthropoda; Insecta; Hemiptera; Cicadellidae
Gene: fs(2)ltoPP43
Product: probable RNA polymerase II nuclear localization protein SLC7A6OS
Exons: 7
Coding region: 172-1041 (289 amino acids)
Biological process (GO): developmental process
Source: RefSeq, a predicted model, not a curated record